Penaeus chinensis is the source of this 2379-nucleotide messenger RNA. Its product is annotated as neuroligin-1-like. The record is from RefSeq and is a predicted model, not a curated record. The transcript has 10 exons. Lineage: Eukaryota; Metazoa; Arthropoda; Malacostraca; Decapoda; Penaeidae. Gene Ontology annotation, molecular function: neurexin family protein binding; signaling receptor activity. Gene Ontology annotation, biological process: presynaptic membrane assembly; modulation of chemical synaptic transmission; postsynaptic membrane assembly. The coding region runs from base 1 to 2379 and encodes 792 amino acids. Gene Ontology annotation, cellular component: synapse; postsynaptic membrane; cell surface.
AUGAGCAUACGAUAUCUGAUCAUCGCUCGGGCCUCACUUAUCCUCCCUCAUCGUCGCUCCUGGUUUAUCAAGCGCGCAGUUGGUCAGGAGACGGGCAGGAAAGCUGUCUUCUUGAAUGCAGAAUUGCCGUCCAGAUCACGUACUGUGGCGAGGCCUGUGGUUGCUAGGGCUCCGAGUGGGGCGGAGGUGGCCGCAGUGGGAGCAAACAAGAACGAGCAGCAUCCGUUCCCCGUGAUGGUGUACAUCCACGGCGAGUCCUACGAGUGGAACAGCGGGAACCCCUACGACGGAUCCGUCCUCGCUUCCAGCGGCCGCGUCGUUGUCGUCACCGUCAACUACAGAUUGGGAGUUCUAGGUUUCCUUAACACGAACGAAAGUCCUCACCAGCGCUCCAUCACCAACUACGGCCUCAUGGACCAGAUAGCGGCGCUGCACUGGCUCAAGGAGAACAUCGCCGAGUUCGGGGGCGAUCCGGACAACGUGACGAUGUUCGGCCACGGCACCGGCGCGGCUUGCAUUAACUUCCUCAUGACUUCGAAAGCUGUUCCCAAAAAUCCUAAAUUGUUCCAUCGUGCCAUAUUGAUGAGCGGGUCGUCGUUGGCACCCUGGGCACUCGUCAACGACCCAUUCAAGAACACGCGACGCAUCGCUCAGGCACUCAACUGCUCGGACGUGCCGCUUGGAGACGAGCUUAAGAAAUGCCUGAGAGUGAAGAACUUGCACCAGAUCAUGCAGGCACAGUCUGAGAUUCCCGACUACUACUUCGCGUUCGGGCCGACCGUCGACGGGGUGGUGAUCGACACCGACUACGACACGGACCGCCAGUCGUACAUCGGGCGCCUGUCGAGUUACGCCCUCAUCUUCGGCGUCACGCCCUCCGACGCCUUCUUCAUCUUCAACGACGACGACGUCAAAUUUGGUCUUGAGACGGACAAGAGAAACAAAAUUCUAAGGUCGUUCAUCCGGAACACGUACAACUACCACCUGACGGAGAUCAUGGCGACAGUCAUCAACGAAUACACGGACUGGGAGCGGCCCGUGCGGCACCCGAUCAGCACGCGCGACGAGACCCUGGCACUGCUCUCCGACGCCCUCUACUCGGCGCCCGUGCUCAACACCGGCAGCCUGCACGCUCUCUCCUCGCCGCACACCUUCCUCUACGUCUUCGACCACCAGACCAGGAACGGCGACUUUCAGCAUCGGGUCGGCUGCGUCCACGGCGAGGAGCUGGCCUACCUGUGGGGGGCGCCCCUGGUGGAGUCGCUCUCCUACUUCCCCAGCAACUACACUCAGAGCGAGGUCAAGCUGUCGGAAACCAUGCUCAGCUACUGGACCAACUUCGCCAGAACAGGGAAUCCGAACGAGCCAACGAAUCAGAUACAGGACCGGAGCGGCGAGAAGAACCGGUACAGGCUGAUGGAGUGGCCGGUCUACGAUGGGAUGCACCGGAAGUACCUCGACAUCGGCUUGAAAUCUCGGGUUCGCGACCACUACCGCUCCCACCAGCUGAGUUUCUGGCUUCAGCUGGUGCCGCAGCUGCACCGGGCCGGGAAGGAUGCCCCCGAAGACCACCAUCACCUUGAAAACCAUAACGACUGGAACUCCUACAGAGGAUUCGUCAGAUCCGAGCCCGUUACCAGAGUAAUUCUGCCUCCCGACACCACGACGGUGGCGACCACGACGCGCCAGUACAACGUGAGUGCGGUGCUGCAGCCGACGGCCUCGGGCUCCGACGCUAACAAGACGGGGAAGCAGAGCCACCCGUCCCUGAGCGACGGCUUCGCCGCCUACUCCACGGCGCUGUCGGUCACCAUCGCCAUCGGCUGCUCGCUGCUCAUCCUCAACGUUCUGAUCUUCGCUGGCGUAUACUAUCAGCGCGACAAGUCCCGGAUGGAGGCCAAGAAGGUGGCCGAGAAUGGCGGCCUCCUGGCCCCCGCCCACAGCAUCAGUGGAGACGUGCACACCCCGCCCACACCCAGCCUAGCCGUCAAGGCGGAGGUGGCCGCACGCAUGUCGGCGGCGGGGAUGAAGGCGCCCCCGUCGACGCCCAUGGCCCAGGCCACCCACCUCCCGCCACCGGAGUUUGCCGAUUACCCGAGCCAGGUAGCCCACUACGGCACGGCCCAGGGCGUGUCCCACCUGCACACUCUGCCCCGGGGCACGAGCAAGCACGUGACCUGCGAGGCGCAGAGCAUGCAGGGUGGGCAGGGCAGCCUGACCCUGAGUGUGCCGCGGGCCCCGCCUCCGCCGCGCGUCCCCUGCCACACCUCGGAGGCGCAGCCACUCCUCAAGCAGACCUCCUUCACACUCACCUCCCCCAGCACCAACACCUCCAAAAGCCCCUCCAAAGACUCCAACAUAGGAGAGCUGCGGGUAUAG